GUUCUUGAUAAGAAGUACUUGCUAGACUUCAAGAUUUCAGAAGAGAGGUGAAAGUAUAUUGCAACUUUAGUUGGACUGACAUUAAACCACAGGUGGAGACAAUGUCACAAGUUAAAUCCUCUUACUCCUAUGAUGCUCCCAUGGACUUCAUCAAUUUUACAUCUUUGAGUGAUGAGGAAGAUCCCCAAAACAUAGAUUCUUGGUUUGAAGAGAAGGCCAAUUUGGAGAAUAAGUUUCCUGGGAAGAAUGGGACAGGGCUUUUUCAGGACAGAACUCCUAUGAGAAAAGCAAAUCCUCAGCAAGCUAUUGUGACACCUUUGAGACCAGUUGAAAACACUUACUACAAAGAGUCAGAAAAAGAAAAUCUGGAGCAACAGUCCAUUCCCUCAAAUGCUUGUUCUGCUGUGGAAGUCAAGGGGACCACCUCAAGAAAUACUCCAUCUCAGCCUCUGAGGAGAUCUGUUAGACUCUCUGCUCAGAAAGAUUUGGCACAGAAAGAAAAACACCAUGUAAAAAUGAAAGCCAAGAGAUGUGCUACUCCUGUAAUCAGCAGUGAAACUCCACCCUCCAAAAGAAUGAAAGUACAGAAGAUUCUAAAAAGUACUGAGGAGCAAGAGUUGGAGAAGAGCAUGAAAAUGCAGCAGGAGGUGAUGGAGAUGCGGAGAAAGAAUGAAGAAUUCAAGAAACUUGCUCUUGCAGGAGCAGGGCAACCUGUGAAGAAAUCAGUGAGCCAGGUAACCAAAUCAAUCAACUUCCACUUCCGCACAGAUGAGCGAAUCAAACAACAUCCUCAGAACCAGGAGGAGUAUAAGGAAGUGAACUUUACAUCUGAACUGCGAAAACAUCCUCCAUCUCCUGCCCGAGUGACUAAGGGAUGCACCAUUAUAAAGCCUUUUAACCUGUCCCAAGGAAAGAAAAGAAAAUUUGGUGAAACAGCUUCUCCAUAUGUGCCUAUUGCACAGCAGGUCGAAGCCUUCUAUAAACGAACCCCUAACAGAUAUCACUUGAGGAGCAAGAAGGAUGAUAUUGCUCUGUUACCCUCCAAAUCUGCUGUGGCCAAGAUUUCCAGAGACCCGCAGACUCCUGUGUUGCAAACCAAACAGCGCACAAGGCCUGUGACCUGCAAAAGUGCAGCAGAUCAGGAGGCCGAGGAGCUCGAGAAACUGCAACAAUAUAAAUUCAAAGCACGGGAACUUGAUCCCAGAAUUCUUGAAGGUGGGCCCAUCUUGCCCAAAAAACCGCCUGUAAAGCCACCCACUCAGCCUAUUGGCUUUGAUUUGGAAAUUGAGAAAAGAAUCCAGGAGCGUGAGUCAAAGAAGAAAGCAGAGGAUGAACACUUUGAAUUCCAUUCCAGACCUUGCCCAACCAAGAUCUUGGAAGAUAUUGUGGGUGUUCCUGAAAAGAAAGUACUUCCAAUCACUCUUCCCAAAUCACCAGCCUUUGCAUUAAAGAACAGAAUCAGAAUACCCACCAACGAUGAGGAAGAGGAACCGGUAGUGAUAAGAGCUCAACCUGUGCCACAUUUUGGGGUGCCUUUUAAGCCCACUAUCCCAGAGGCAAAAACUGUGGAAAUAUGCCCUUUCUCUUUUGAUUCUCGAGACAAAGAACGCCAGUUACAGAAGGAGAAGAAAAUAAAAGAACUACAGAAAAGGGAGGUGCCCAAAUUCAAGGCACUUCUUUUGCCUGAUUUUGACACUGUUAACCUGCCAGAGAAGAAGGUGAAGAAUGCAACCCAGAUUGAGCCUUUUUGCUUGGAGACUGACAGAAGAGGUGCUAUAAAGGCACAGACUUGGAAGCACCAGCUGGAGGAAGAACUGAAACAGCAGAAGGAAGCAGCUUGUUUCAAGGCUCGUCCAAACACCGUCAUCUUCCAGGAGCCCUUUGUUCCCAAGAAAGAGAAAAAAUCCUCAUCUGAGGGCCUUUCUGGUUCUCUAGUUCAGGAACCUUUUCAGUUGGCCACUGAGAAGAGAGCCAAGGAGCGACAAGAGAUGGAGAAGAAAAUGGCUGAGGUGGAAGCCCAGAGAGUCCAGCAGUUGGAGGAGGCCAGGCAGCAGGAGGAAGAGGAGCAGAAGAAGGAGCUGGCCAGGCUACGGAAAGAACUGGUGCACAAGGCAAACCCAAUACGCAAGUACCAGGGGGUGGAGGUAAAGUCAAGUGACCAGCCUCUGACUGUGCCUGUAUCUCCCAAGUUCUCCACACGAUUCCACUGUUAAACUCAAGUUUGAGCUUCAGACACCACCUGGGAACGAGCUGCUUUUUCCAUCAAACCAGGAGCCUUCUUUCUCUGUCACGGGGGCAUGGAGAGAACCCAUUUCUUCAGACUUAUACCUACCUGGGCCUGUCAGAGCAUACCUAAUAAGUGUGGACUUUAAUUUUGUUGAGAAUUGUUAUCCUGCAUUAUUGAGGCUAAUAAUGAGACUCAACUCAUACAUAUCUCGUUCAGACUCCAUGUAGUUAUUUCCUUUGAACCAUCAGUUGACGUUUAAAAUGGGUUUUAACUUUGAAGUCUAUAUCAGCACUAAGUAAUUUCUGUUACCCCUUUCCUCCCCCUUUGCCUUUUUUUUUUUCUAUUUUAAAUCAGAGAAUAAAGAUAGUUAA
Messenger RNA from Molossus molossus (Pallas's mastiff bat), 2598 nucleotides. RefSeq names its product TPX2 microtubule nucleation factor (gene TPX2). Gene Ontology annotation, cellular component: microtubule; spindle. Bases 102 to 2213 code for a protein of 703 amino acids. The record is from RefSeq and is a predicted model, not a curated record. The transcript has 16 exons. NCBI's taxonomy places the organism in Eukaryota, Metazoa, Chordata, Mammalia, Chiroptera, Molossidae. Gene Ontology annotation, biological process: regulation of mitotic spindle organization; activation of protein kinase activity.